This is a messenger RNA of Lontra canadensis (Northern American river otter), 2971 nucleotides long. RefSeq names its product poly(ADP-ribose) polymerase family member 9 (gene PARP9). NCBI's taxonomy places the organism in Eukaryota, Metazoa, Chordata, Mammalia, Carnivora, Mustelidae. The transcript has 9 exons. Gene Ontology annotation, biological process: negative regulation of gene expression; positive regulation of type II interferon-mediated signaling pathway. The coding region runs from base 8 to 2548 and encodes 846 amino acids. Gene Ontology annotation, molecular function: ubiquitin-like protein ligase binding; NAD+ poly-ADP-ribosyltransferase activity; transcription corepressor activity. Gene Ontology annotation, cellular component: nucleus; cytoplasm. The record is from RefSeq and is a predicted model, not a curated record.
AGUUCCUAUGGAGCAGUGGCUCACCAAGAGAAAUCAGGUAGGAUCACCUCACUCCUGUUUCAGAGGAGCUCUGAAAGGGGAAUAUAGAAGCAAAAUGUCUGCCCUGCUCCCCAGGUGCUCAGAGAUGGCCACUCCUGAAGAAGACCACGGUUGGCAGAUUCCCAUUAAUCACAGUGACUUCACAAUUUUAAAAAAGAAUGAGAGUCAGCUGUGUGAAGUCCUUCAGAAUAAAUUUGAGUGUGUCUGUACCCUGGUCUCUCCAUCCGUGGAAGGGAACAGUGAGUCUCUGCAAGUCUUCAGAGAAAUGCUAAUUCCUGGGCUGGAGUUAUCUGUUUGGAAGGACGACCUCACCAGACAUGCCGUUGAUGCUGUGGUGAAUGCAGCCAACGGAGACCUUAUUCAUGCAGGAGGCCUGGCUCAAGCCCUGGUGAAAGCUGGGGGCUCUGAAAUCCAAGAAGAGAGCAGAAGACUAGUUUCCAGAUUUGGUAAAAUACCAGUUGGUGAAAUAGCUACCACAAAAGCAGGGAGACUUCCCUGCAAAUUAAUUAUCCAUGCUGUUGGGCCUCGGUGGAUAGCAAAAGAUUAUCAGACAUGUGCCUAUAAACUGCAGAAGGCCAUUAUAAGUAUUCUGAAUUAUGUUACCUUUCACAAUCCAGACAUUGAGACAGUAGCAAUUCCAGCCCUCAGCUCUGGGAUUUUCCAGUUCCCUCUGGACUUGUGUACAGAGAUCAUUGUGAAAACAAUCAGCUUUUAUUACCAAGGGAAGCAACUGGCCACUAAUUUGAAAGAAAUUCACCUGGUAAGCAAUAAGCACCCUACUGUUGUUGCCUUUAAAAAUGCUUCAGAAGUAAUCCUAAGGACGAACAAGCUGGGAUCCUGGAUGAGUGAAGAAGCCAUCCCUCCUUUCAAGACAGUUCUUGUGAACAAUGUGACUCUCCAGAUUGUCCAGGGUUACAUCCAGCUGCAGGAGACGGAUGUAAUUGUUAAUUCUGUAAAUCCGCUCUGUGGUUUGGGAUUUGGAGAUGUGUCAACAUCAAUUCUACAACAAGCGGGAAAUGAAAUGGAAUUGGAAUUUAAUGAAAAAAUUACUGAAAUACUAGAGUCUCCAUUGGUACUGGUCACAAGAGGAUUUCAAUUGUCCUGUCAGUACGUAUACCAUGUGUUGUUGCAUUCAGGACAUCACAAACUGACUAAGAUACUGAGAAUUGCAAUGAAGGAAUGUUUGGAGAAAUGCCUUGAACUAAAUAAAACUUCUAUUUCCUUUCCUGCCCUUGGGACUGGAAACUUUGGUGUACAGAAGAGUGUAGCAGCCGAGAUUAUGUUUGAUGAAGUUUUAGCUUUUGCCAAAUGCCAUUUGAAAAAGCAAUUAACUGUAAAGUUUGUGAUCUUUCCAGAAGAACUGGACACCUACAUGGCUUUCAGCACUGAAAUGGAAAAGACUAAAUUCAAGCUAUGUGGUUUCAGUAACUACAAUGUCCCCCAGUUGGCCAGAGAGGAGAAAAGAGAAAAUGGGCUCCAAGCUAAGUCUCCUGCCAUCAGUCUGAUGGGAUCCAACCUGGAAAAGAUGAAGGAGGCCCAAGCAUGGAUCCAAAGGAUACUGACCCCCCAGGACCACAAUAUCAUUGAGAAUAAUCUUAUCCUCUAUCUUGGGAAAAAAGAACAUGACAUUUUGACUCGGCUUCAGAAUACCUUGAGGGUCUCUAUCUCAGAGAUUAUCAGUCCAGAAAAGGCAAUUUUAGAGAUUAAAGGAGCCCAAGCUGACGUCAUUGAGGCCGUUGUGAACAUUGAACAUAUGCUGUGUGAAGUUCAAGAGGAAGUGGCAAGAAAAAAGGAACUAGCCCUUUGGAGCUUGUCAGGGCAGUGGUCUAAUUGGCAACCCCCAAACCAGGAUGAAAUGAAAAAGAAUACAUUUCUGAAAUGCCUAAAGCUUUCAACGGAGGAAAUUCAGGCUCAGAAGAAACAGUUUGAGAGUUGUGGUUUGCAGGUUAUAAAGGUGGAGAAAAUAGACAAUGAGGUUCUCAUGGCUGUCUUCCAAAAAAAGAAGAAGAUGAUGGGAGAGAGAACACAGGGGAAGCCUGUGAGCCACAGGCUGUUUCAGCAAAUUCCUUUCCAGUUCUGCAAAGAUGUAUGCAGAGUUGGCUUUCAAAGAAUGUACUCGGUGCCCUGCGACCCAAAAUAUGGAGUUGGUAUAUACUUCACCAAGAGCCUGAAAAACCUAGCAUACCGGGUCAAGGAAACAUCGGCCACAGACGAACUGAUAUAUGUGUUUGAAGCUGAAGUACUCACAGGCUCCUUCUGUCAGGGUCAUCAGUUACAGAUCACUCCCCCACCAUUGAGUCCUGGAGACACAGACUGCCAUGACAGUGUGGUUGACAAUGUCUCCAGCCCCGAAACCUUUGUUAUCUUUAGUAAUACUCAGGCUAUGCCCCAGUAUUUGUGGACUUGCAGCCAGGAUCGUGUACAGCCACGGGAUUACUCGUCAAGACCAAGGAUGCUGUCUUCACAGCAGCCUAGAGCAAGAUUCUCAAGGGGUAGCUCUGUUGACUAAAUUCCACAUCAUUUUAACUAGUGCCAUGUGCUUGCUUUGGAGGAACUCUCCAAGUAAUGACCAGUAGUGAGUCAGAGAGUGGUUUGAAUAGGUCAGAUGGGUUGUCCGUAUGGACCAAUUGGGUUAUUGAAGAGACCCAGCACAAACUAGCAUCUUGGUUCUUUCAUCUUUGUCUUUACCUCUUGGGAUUGGGGUGGGUAGAUCCCAACCCAAACACUCUCACGUCUGUUCGCUCUCCUUCAAAUUGUCCUUUCAUCUGUUUUACUAUAGGUAACAGCAAAAAUGUUUUACAUAUGAUGAAGGGGAAUUUCUAGUAUAUAAUCCAAGCCUUUUUAAAUGAUAGUAUAACACUUGGGUGAUUUUAGAUUUUCCAGAAAAUCUUAUAUAGCGUUUUAGAUAUUAAAAUACACAACCUUUGUCUGA